CUUGUUUUAUUUCAUUUCACGAUUCUCAUUUUAUAAUACUUGGUGACAAUUUCUACUCAUGAGGACUUUUAUCACUGAAGCCUCACCUGGUACCCGCCGCUCCGCACUAUUCUCCCGCACCUCGGUUUAGUCCAACAUAGCUGCAUCCCGCCGCACAAACCUUUGGGUUCGUGGAAACCCGUCCCGGUCGGACCGUCCCGGCAGUGACACGGUGCAAUCCCGGAUUCACUUCGACUCCCGGCUCAAAUGCAAAGUUUUCUCCUUGCAGGCGAUUGUGCCGCCAUCCCUGUCCCCGAGUAACCCUGGAAUGGGAUGGUUGGGAAUUGACACCCAUCCCAUGGGUCAAGAGACCAGGUCGUAGGAUUGCAACACGCUGCGGGACUUGCUUUCCAUCGGUCAGUGCGAUGACGAGCCCUUGUCCUGGAACCGAGGUUGCUAUUCGGCACAGACACGCAGGGCACGAUGCUUUUUCUCUCUCGGCGACAGGGUCGUUCCAACAGACGCCCUGGUCGCACAGUGCUGGCGAGUGUUGGCCAUAGGGUCACCGUUACGUCGUCUCGUACUAAGAAUAUCUCGUCCUUCGUAACUCACACGCCGACGAUAAAUCCCACCAUCCACACACAGUCUUACAUACUUUGUCCUGCCCCCCGGCCUCUGCUCAACCCGCAUGCCGUCGCUGCACACGCAGUUCGAGCUGAGCGACACGACAAACCGCUGACGUUAUCCAGACCGGUCCGGAAACAGCGGGAAGGGUGGGCGGGGAGGAAUAUGAUAUGCUGCGCUCGCACGCAAGCGCAGACGAAUCGAGCUGGGUUACAUGCGAAAUGGACAAGUACCCUGAAUGAAAUACGGCCACGCUGCACGGUCAGCAAGCGGAAGGAUGGCUGCGCAGAUGGCUGGGGGGCGUGGAAAUAUUGGGUGCAUGUAACACCCAAAAUAAGAACCUGGGCGCUUUUGAACUGCCACACACACGGGCACUGUGACAGUUCUGUAUGCGAUGGCUUCCAGCCCACGUUGAGACGCGCCGACGACGCAGUCGCUUUCUCGGCACUUGGACGGGGGCGUUCGUCUGUGCCCGCCGGACUCGGUCCAUCACGAGUCAGCGUAUGCACAAUCAAUCAAUCGCCUUGCGUGGUCUUCCCCUCAUUGUGCGUCCGCCCGCGUUCCAUUCCCACCUCCACGCUGCACCAUCACGGGCAUCGCCGCGGGACGUUCCCGGCCAUUUAAGCGCCCAACGAACAACAACCCAACCAGGACACGUUGGGGGACCACCCUC
This is a messenger RNA of Ilyonectria robusta, 1276 nucleotides long. RefSeq lists its product as uncharacterized. The record is from RefSeq and is a predicted model, not a curated record. The coding region runs from base 463 to 1227 and encodes 254 amino acids. The transcript has a single exon. Lineage: Eukaryota; Fungi; Ascomycota; Sordariomycetes; Hypocreales; Nectriaceae.